Schizophyllum commune H4-8 is the source of this 2775-nucleotide messenger RNA. RefSeq lists its product as uncharacterized. The transcript has 2 exons. The coding region runs from base 1 to 2775 and encodes 924 amino acids. Lineage: Eukaryota; Fungi; Basidiomycota; Agaricomycetes; Agaricales; Schizophyllaceae. The record is from RefSeq and is a predicted model, not a curated record.
AUGGAUCCGUCACCUAUAAGAAGAGGUAGACCCACUCUCAAGAAGCCGUCCGGGGCCGAGAGGAAGAGGGGAAAGGAGCAGGCACGAUACGAAAGGGAGUUGAAGGACACGAAGAAGAAGGAGGAGCUUGAAGCGGAGAGGGAGGAGGCACGAUCAGCGGCGAAAGAAGCAAAGUUGGAAUCGGCACGCGAAGACCAGGACUUUCGUGUCAAGGGCGCGCUGCAGGCGCUGCGCGAGGACGCGAGCCAGGACGGCCACGGAUUUGGGACAUUCCACGGCUUCCUCGCUGCCGUUUUCUCGUCUAAAGACCAGACGGUCUCGUCGACUUGGUCCAGAUACUGCCGCAACCACGGCGCGGAGAUGAUGGAUCAGGUCCGCUCCCGCGCGCCAGAAGUGGCGAACGACUGGAUGAUGAGCAGAUUGCUGCCUGUAAUCCAGAAGGAGGGGCGCAGGAUCAAGGAGAUCAUGUCGCGCGGACGGGACUUGCCUCUCAUCCAGUUGGUCGAGGAAUUCUCCCUCGACAAGCUGGCGGAUGAGAUCCAAACGAAAGCACCCGUCAUUUGGUCGAUACUUUGCGAUGCAAGCGGCGUCUUUAAGCACUAUGCACGCAGCGCUCUUUACUUACUUUCCUUGGAGGUCCUCACUACAAUGUGUGCUAUGAUGGGUGUUUUGCGGUCGCAGCGGGCGAACGACUUCCAAACCACGUUCGGACUAUUCCUGCUUGCGUCGGGAUCAGCGAAGCGCGAGAUCGAAGUGCUGUCUCACGCGGGUCUCUGCACAUCGUACAGUACGAUCCUUGAGCACGUCAAGGGACUCUCCGACGAGGGCGCUGCACGAUUCCGGGAGCUGAUCAAGAAGCAGGCAUGCAUGAUUGCGUGGGACAACCUAAACAUCGCAUUCCGAAAGGACGCGCAGCGCCUCAGCUCCGCCGACCACUUCGAUAACGGAACGACGGCGACACUGGUCCCACUCUACGACCCUGUGACGGGAUCAAGCGUCCCCCACGGCGUGCUUCCCUUCAGCUUGAACGAACCCCGCACGACACGUAAGCUCGACAUACCAUACGCGCCGGAGGACCUUUUCCCAACUCGUCUAGAGGAGGGUCAGAUCUCGGAGUCCUGUCUAUGGCAGCUGAAGCGACUGGCGAUGGACCACAUACCAGGUCUUUCCCGUCUACGAGAGUCUGUUGGGGCUUGCCCUACUGUCGACCAGAUCCCUCUCCAUAAGACGGAGCAGUAUCCCCUCCCCGCCAUGGAGACGGAUGAGUCUAGCAUUGACGGUACACUGGAGGUGGUGCACGAGAUCUUCGAGAGCCUUGGGAUGACAAGCGAAGACUGGCGCAAACACGGCUUGCUCUUCGUCGAUGGAGAUCUCCUGACAAUGCAGCUCGUCGACAAGCUGCAGUCAGCGCGACGGAACAGCCUCGACGACGUCGACGCCCUCCGGUUCUUGAUCCAGCGCUUCGGUUUGUUUCACAGUCAGAUGGCUGCAGGUCGGAUGGUGGUCAACGAGCACUGGGGAAAGCCAAACUCCCCAUGGCCUGGGAGCUUGUGGUGGUCAAACACGCAGCUGAAGAGGAAGAAGAUGGCGGCGGGUUGGAAGGGACGGAAGGCAACGCCGUGGAAGCAGGCGCACGAGCUGAUCAACAUCACACUUCCCGCGCAUGUGAAGGACACCUUCCGUAUCCAUUGCGGGGCGGAGUCACUCGAGCACUGGGCCGCGCGCGUCUCCGCAUCUGGCUUUGACAAGGUCGCACGCAUUGUCCUCGCCAAAUCAUUCUCUACAUCUGUCGUCGAAAAUCUCCGUCGCCAGCCGGACGCUCUUCGUGAUCACGCCCACGAGAACACACUGCUGUUCAACCGUGAUGCAUUGUUCUACGUCGAGUACAACCACGCCAUCAAGGCAGGAGAUAUCGGGCGUGUCGUCAACAUCCUCCGAGUCUGGGCUAUCAUGAUGAGAGGCGUCGGAGCAAUGCCCAAGUACGCCGACGUGAUCUUUGAGACGUUGGGCCGCCUCCGCCGUUAUCCUGCCCGUCUUCGACAACUCUUCUUACACAACUGGCUUGUCAAUCUCAGCGGGAAGGAGAACGGUCACAAGCCCGUUGACAUGAUGCAAGAGCAUCAGAACCUAUGGGCUAAAAUCGUCUACAACGCGAAGGGCUCGAACAAAACCUGGCGUUGGCUAUCGAGGAUCACCGUCUGUAUAUUCAUCCUACGCGACACCAUGCGUAAAGUGCAAUCUGCCUACGGUAUCCCAAGCUACGGUGAACGUCACACUGUCCCCGAUAUAACCAACGAAGUCCAGUUGCUAGCCGACCUCCUCGAAGAAGAGAAGCUACAGACGUACGUGAAGGACCGGCCAGGCAACGAGCACGUCGCGCCUGUUCGUGACCUGAUGGGUGUCGGUGUGGCAUACUUCAGCAGUGCAAAUGCCUACCAGAACUUCCGAGUGGACAAGAGGGUGGCUGUCAAUGCUGGUCCUGCCGCGGAAGCGCCAGUCGUCGACGUGGCAGGCGAGGUUGUUGAUGAGUCCGACGAGGAAGUCGAAGGCACGCAGGAGCCGGUUGAAGAGGUAGCGGAUGAUGGAGCGGAUGAUGGACCCGAGCGUGAGGACUACUCGGAUGUACACGCUGUAGGUCCAUCAUUUGAGGACCUUGUAGGUGACGACGAGGAGCUCUUUGAAUACGCAGAUCAGUUCCUAGAUACAAGCAUGAUGAUGAUUGAGGACCUUGAGCUACUUACAUCAAUGGAAGGGCCCGCGUCGCCUGCAGAAUAG